Molecule: messenger RNA, 855 nt
Organism: Syzygium oleosum
Lineage: Eukaryota; Viridiplantae; Streptophyta; Magnoliopsida; Myrtales; Myrtaceae
Product: 60S ribosomal protein L12
Exons: 1
Coding region: 130-630 (166 amino acids)
Biological process (GO): translation
Cellular component (GO): ribosome; cytosolic large ribosomal subunit
Molecular function (GO): structural constituent of ribosome; large ribosomal subunit rRNA binding
Source: RefSeq, a predicted model, not a curated record
ACCCUACUCAUAUAAAAACCAAAACAAAGCUCGCACCUCCGGCUCCCACCGCUUCGCCGCCGCUCACCACCCUCUCUCUCUCUCUCUCUCGUCCUCGCCCCUCUUCUUGCCCCCUCGCGAGCCUCCGCCAUGCCGCCGAAGUUCGACCCCACGCAGGUAGUCGACGUCUACGUCCGCGUGACCGGCGGCGAGGUCGGCGCCGCCAGCUCCCUCGCCCCCAAGAUCGGCCCCCUCGGCCUCUCCCCCAAGAAGAUCGGCGAGGACAUCGCCAAGGAGACCGCCAAGGACUGGAAGGGCCUCCGGGUCACCGUCAAGCUCACCGUCCAGAACCGGCAGGCCAAGGUCUCGGUGGUCCCGUCGGCGGCCGCCCUCGUCAUCAAGGCCCUCAAGGAGCCCGAGCGCGACCGCAAGAAGACCAAGAACAUCAAGCACAGCGGCAACAUCUCGCUCGACGACGUCAUCGAGAUCGCCAGGGUGAUGAGGCCGAGGUCCAUGGCCAAGGAGCUGAGCGGGACGGUGAAGGAGAUACUCGGGACGUGCGUGUCCGUCGGGUGUACGGUCGACGGGAAGGACCCGAAGGAUCUGCAGGAGGAGAUAUCGGACGGGGACGUCGAGAUUCCUCAGGAUUGAUGGGAAAAGAUAGGUCGCUCCUUUUUUGUUUUAAUAUCUUUUCUUUUUUGGUUUAAGUUCGGUUUUGGAGGAUUUUACCAGUUGUUUUGCUCGGGUCUUGUUCCAAGAAGAUUAUUAGAUUCUUGAUUUUCGGAUCUUAUGUUGUGAUGAUGUAAGUCCAGUAUUUCAGUAGUGAUAAGAGAUGUCGGGACGUAAUUUAAAUUAAUUUAUGGUGUUGCAUUUUCA